Messenger RNA from Phyllostomus hastatus (greater spear-nosed bat), 838 nucleotides. It is a transcript of the gene ATP6V0E1, whose product is annotated as ATPase H+ transporting V0 subunit e1. Gene Ontology annotation, molecular function: proton-transporting ATPase activity, rotational mechanism. Bases 70 to 315 code for a protein of 81 amino acids. The record is from RefSeq and is a predicted model, not a curated record. The transcript is spliced from 4 exons. Gene Ontology annotation, cellular component: proton-transporting V-type ATPase, V0 domain. NCBI's taxonomy places the organism in Eukaryota, Metazoa, Chordata, Mammalia, Chiroptera, Phyllostomidae. Gene Ontology annotation, biological process: proton transmembrane transport.
GUCACGCGGCCCGGUGUUGACACUUCCGGGUGGGACCAAAGUACGACGGUGGGACAGGGGCUGGCAGCCAUGGCGUACAACGGCCUGACAGUGCCUUUGAUCGUGAUGAGUGUAUUCUGGAGCUUCGUCGGCCUCCUGGUCCCCUGGUUCAUCCCUAAGGGUCCCAACCGGGGAGUUAUCAUCACCAUGUUGGUGACCUGUUCGGUUUGCUGCUAUCUCUUCUGGCUGAUUGCAAUUCUGGCCCAGCUCAACCCUCUCUUCGGACCGCAGCUGAAGAACGACACCAUCUGGUAUCUCAAGCACCACUGGCCUUGAGGAGGGAGACCCGCAGCCCAGGGCUCAGCCACCGAGGUCGCGGAGAGAACUCCUCUAGACGCAAAGCCACCUCCACACCCAGACUGCCUUCCUUGACCCGCCUGUGUUGGCCACCAGCUGCCUUAAACACUCGCCCCACAGUUGAAUACCUUAUUCUACAGCGCAGUAUUUUUUCUUGUACCUUUUUUACACUUUGAUGAAUUACGUGCCUCCGUGAUCUCAGCUGUGCCGACGACAUAAAAUGUGCAUGCACUCUCCUGAGAUAGAAGGUGCUAGCCUUCUGAGGAACACGCCCUCGCCCCUCGGAACCUGUGGAUUUGAAGGCGGCUCCUGCCCGCUCACGACGUGGGAACCCGCGCCGUGUUUAAGACUGUCUCGGGGCAGUGAGGUCGCAGGGCAGCAGCCAGCAGGAGCGCAUGCUCCAGGGGGGCUGUGUCCCAACAGACCGCACCAAAGUCUAUUUUCAGGAUAAAUUUCUUCUGCCAUCUUUUGGAAUAAAUUAUUUUCCUGCUUUCUAUGGAAA